Molecule: messenger RNA, 2420 nt
Organism: Marchantia polymorpha subsp. ruderalis
Lineage: Eukaryota; Viridiplantae; Streptophyta; Marchantiopsida; Marchantiales; Marchantiaceae
Source: the annotation of a GenBank genome assembly
ACGACUUCAGCAGGAAGCUUAAAUCAUUUCACCGCAAGGUGUUAUGCGACAAGGCGUUUCCAGGAUUUGUGAUCAUUAGAGUCGAAGAGGAAUUCGAUCAGAAUCUUCGAAGUUGAAUAUGUUUCUGAAGUGAUUGACUUUGAUCUACGAGUCUCUAUAUUCCCUGAACUUGGAUCAGUGGUCAGUAUGUCAGGUUCAGGGGCAUUUGCACGGCAGGUUGUUCUUCGGAAUGUGGAGCAGACCAUCGUGACACCUGCUCCGGUGGAGGUGGAAGACGGUGCCGAGAAGCAUCCCGAGAGCUGGAACGCAUCUCUGUUUGACCUGUUCAACAUUGAUGCAUUUUUACCGAUCCUCUUUCUGUACGACCUUGAUUAUUCAGAGGAAGAAGCCUACAGGAAACUGAUUGAUGAUCUCAAAUCUUCCUUGAGCAAGGUCCUGGUCCCCUUCUAUCCUAUCGCAGGACGAUGGAGAGUUAACACCGAUCCCACCAUUGUGCGCACACUUUACUGCAACGAUGCAGGGGUUCCGUUUGUUGAAGCUUUCUGUGACGAGGAUUUGGAAUCUGUAGUGAAGAUCGACACGGAAGGAUACAAGCCGCUGUUCCAGCUUUCAGGCUACGAGGCUCUAGGAUUUGAUCCUCAGAAGAUUCAUCAGAGUAUUGAGCCUGAGCUGCCAUCGUUGAUUGUUCAGGUAACUCGGUUCGCUUGUGGAUCGGUCGUUCUGGGAACAACUUUCAAUCACACGACAUCAGAUGGGAAGGCGGCGUACGAUUUUCUGCAGGCUUGGUCGCAAAUCGCGCGCGAGGGUAGUACAACGAUCGUCCCAGAUCACGAUCGCUCAGUUGCAUUUUCGCUCUCCGAGCUCUACGCCGCCAUCAGUCAGCAACCGCAACCGAGUGAGAGCUCCAUAGCUGAGGGUGUGGAAACGCCGGAAGAAAAUGGUGCCAGUGCAGAAGCCGUGGAGGAGGCAGUGGAGGGCGUAACGAACGCGCUGGCCAGCACUCACACGACGGAAGACUCGGCUCCAACAAUGUCAGCGGACUCGGAGGCGCCGCCGGCGGCGGCGGCUGACGGCGACUCGCCAGCAGCUGCGACUCGGGACCCCGGAGUAGGCUUCAUGCUCAACGAAGUGGUGCCCGUGAUGACGAAGCUGUUCAAUGUCAAGAAAGAUGUCAUCGAUAAUUUGAAGGCCCAAGCCAAAACAGAGCUCUCCUCCGGAGACGAAGAGCUGACGACUGUCGAUUGCAUCUCGGCGCUCUUGUGGCGUUGCAUUUCGAGGCUUCCUGCAAAGCACGGCGGCACCUCUCAUACUCGAGCCAUGAGCGCAAUCGAAGGCAGGCUCAAGUUCUCGGACCCACCUCUUCCCCCAAAUUACUCCGGCAAUGUCAUCAUGCUCGCUCCUUAUCCCGAAGUCUCCCCGGACGAGCUGCUGAGCAAACCGCACUCAUUCGCAGCGCAAAAGGUUCACAGGACGGUGAGGGCAGUGAAUCAUGACAGUAUUCUGCCAGUCCUCAUGUCCAUGACUCAGAUCAUGAAUGAUUACCAACGGAGCGUUCUGCGCUUCUGCUCCUUCACUUCGUGGUUCCGAUUUCCCACCUACGACAUAGACUUCGGAUUCGGUGCUCCAUACUUUGUGGCCCCGAAUUUGCUUUGCGACUGGUUGUCUCUGGGCAAUACUGUCAUUCUCCCUCCGAUUCCGGACUCUGGCGCUGAGGCGACGAUCCUCGUGAGACUCGUCCCCGAAGCCAUGUCUGAUCUUCUUACAGAUCGGGAGUUUCUGUCAUUUGCCUUCGACUUGUCCUUCAAGCAGUAGCCUCUGGGAUCUGACAUUUCGGUAGCGCCGUCGACCUUCGUGUUAGAGAUCGUCUGCCACUGGCAACGUAGAGGUCGUUUGCUGAGCACAUUUCUCAGCCCAUCUGGUUUCGGAAGAGAGCCACAGAGCUCUUGGCGAGAAAUGACAUAUUACUCUUCUCUCAUUUCCUCAACGCCGCGAUCCUGGUAUUCUCACUUCCAAAAUUUGGAGGAGAUAUCUGCCAAUUUUAUAUUUCUCAAGACCAGGAAGUACCGAAAGCAUUGUGGGAAGUCGUGGGAGAAAGACAACACACGAUGUCGUUCUACAUUUUGUGCAGGACUUGUGGUUGUUUGUAGAGAGGUGCAUGAUGCAAGCGACCAUCGCGCAUCAUUGUCACAGAGAUUUUCCGGUAUGACGGAUCACAUCUCUUGUCGAUAUUGUCUCAUCUCCCAAUCCACUGUCUGCCAUAAAUACGAAUAAGUACUCAGUAUCUCUUGCAGAUAAAUUCUUGGUAGAUCCUGCUACAAAUCGCACUGCUACUGGAAAUGCAAACACCAUAAUAAUUUGUAAUUGCAUCUGAAUCUGUAGCGCUUUUGAAGAACAAAGUCGAACACAUGCGGAGUUUCAUC